UAGUUAGUUGUAAAAUAAAAUAGCACCCUGUAUUCUAAGACGUAACCUUGCUUGAAGAAACAUCAAGCACCUUAGUCCCGCGGUUAACUUCGCAAGUGUAGCACGCAGCCCAGCCUAACUAUUUUUAUAAAGUGUAAAAGUCGUUGCAAAUUCAAUUCGAGGAAACGUACCUUAAAUAUGUCGUCGUUCGGGAUGUGGUGUAAAAUAACGGCCAUUUUGACAUUUACGUGUUUGAUUUACGAAUGCAUUGGUUUGAGUACAUUUGGUGUAUCGAAUACGAAACCGCCAGCUCCCGCGACACCCAGACCACCACCGGCCCGUCCGUGCUCCCGUCAAGCUGAUUGCGCGGGCAUCAGCAGCUCAUCAUGCGUCAGAACUCAUUACGACUCGGUGACAAGAUGUCUCUGCGGUGAUAACUCUCCACCAUUGAACGGACAAUGCGAGGCUCAAUCGAAACUUCUUUACCACGUUUGUGCGAACAGCGAUGAAUGUAACGAUGGCUUGGUGUGCGGUGCACCCAACAUUACCGGCAACGCACAGCCACAUCUCCGUGUCCUGACUCCACAAGAUAAGAUCUGCCUUUGUGAUACCGAGAGUGGAUACAGGGAACGUGAAUAUACUUGCAGCGAUGCUGAAAUUCUCAAGACUUCCAUCUUUGCGAUCAUCUUCGUCACUAGCUUAAGGAAAAUUGUAUUUUAUUAAUCGGUCCUUAAUGUUUUUUCUAGUUUUUAUUUCAUUUUUAAUUCUAACAUGAGUAUCCAUUAUUGAAAUUGUCUCAUAAGAUUGUAGUAGGUAUUAAAUUAAAUGUCACUUUCAUAUCUAAUCUAUGACUAACGUUAUUCAAUAAUUACAUUCCAAAGUAACGAACGUUUUCCAAAUAAGAUAUGACCUAAAGGUCUAUGUUACCAGGUCAUAAAAUUAAAAAAAAAUUACAUUAUUGUGU
Papilio xuthus (Asian swallowtail) is the source of this 943-nucleotide messenger RNA. RefSeq names its product oogenesis-related protein sosie (gene sosie). The coding region runs from base 178 to 702 and encodes 174 amino acids. Lineage: Eukaryota; Metazoa; Arthropoda; Insecta; Lepidoptera; Papilionidae. The transcript has 5 exons. The record is from RefSeq and is a predicted model, not a curated record.